AUGAGAACCAUUGAGGAGACCAGAAAGAGAUGGGACAUCCUGUUCUCCGACAACGACACACCUUUUGACCUCCGAGCGGCGUUGCAAUCCGAACAAGGAGGAAACCUGUGCAAUGAUGGGUUGAGGUCGGCAUUUCUACUUUUCGACGGGUUGGAUAAAACUGAAUGGGCAGCUAAGCUCGACGAAUCCCGGGAUGCAUAUCGUGCGCUGCGAGAUCAUUUCUUGAAAUAUAUCGAACAUCCAGACGAUUUAGAGUCAACUGUUGACCCGCUGGCGGAUGAUGAGCAGUCCCCUUGGCAAACACUCCGACACGAUGAGACGCUGCGUACCGAGAUUCUACAAGAUGUCGAUCGAUGCUUGCAGGAAAACUUCUUUUUCCAAGAGCCCGACACGAAAUCCAAGUUGACCGAUAUCCUAUUUGUCUACUCGAAACUCAAUCCGGACGUCGGCUAUAGACAAGGAAUGCACGAAUUACUCGCGCCUAUUCUCUGGGUGGUAGAUCGAGACUCGGUGAAUCCACCACCCGGAGGACUUGAUGCGAAAAAUGACAAAAGUGAGGGCUUAAUGCUAAAGCUUCUUGACGCGCAAUUUGUGGAACACGAUUCAUUUACACUGUUUCUCUCUGUCAUGCAGACGGCCCGCAUAUAUUAUGAACACGGCGAGACACGCUCAGCAAAUGGCCAGAUGGAUGUUAUUCCGAUAGUUGAUCGGUGUCAUUAUCUCCAUAAGGAAGCUUUGACGAUUAUCGAUCAUGAGCUUGCUGAGCACCUGGAAGCUGUGGACGUAUUACCGCAAAUUUUUCUCACUCGCUGGAUGCGCCUUCUGUUUGGGCGAGAAUGUCCAUUUGACGAUGUCUUGAUGAUGUGGGAUCUACUGUUUGCUCAUGGACUACGGUCUGAGCUUGUUGAUUUCACGUGCAUCGCAAUGCUACUUAGAAUUCGUUGGCAAUUGCUCGCGGCGGACUAUACAACCGCCUUAACAUUAUUACUUCGCUAUCCUUCGCCCCAACCCCACACACCUCAGACUUUUGUGCAUGAUGCACUCUAUUUGGAACAGAACCCUACCGCCGAUCGAGGCAGUUUCAUCAUAUCAAAAUAUUCAGGUAGACCACCCGACUCGAAAAUUCGCAACCACCCCGGUGCACGGCCCACGAGGAAGGCCUUUCUUUGGGAAGACUUUAAGAAACGCAGUGAAAGCAACUCACCUGGUGGAUCACCAGCCCGAAACAGCCCGAAAAGUCUCGAAUCUCUUUUCCAAGACGUCUCCCAGGGGAUCCAACGCCGGACAGAGGCAUGGGGCGUAGCCAAAGCUGUUCGAGGCGCCGUGACAGAAGCUAGGAAAAACAUGCAGACCAUGCAUUAUGAAGCGAAUAUGCGUGGCUCUUCGAGGAUUGUUUCCGCUGCAUCGUCCUCGGACAUCCAACCCAAAGCGCUCAUGGCAACUACGGCGACCUCGGCCAGACUUGAAACAAAGAUCAAUCAACUUGAGGAAAGGAACCAAGCAUUGGCGACGAUUUUACGAGAGGCACUAAAUGAUCUUGGUUCACAGCUGGCUAAUAUCAAGGACCUCGAUUCUGAUACGAACAGCGCAGUGAAGCAAGCUCUGAUCAAAGCCGAGAGUGUGCAGGUCUGCCUCGCAGACUCUUCCAUCCCAGUAGAUCCCCCUCUUGAACCCCAUGUAGACAGUGAAUUGAGCCAACUGGACGAGUCACAAGAGACAAUCACCUCAACAAUGGGCAAAACAGAAGGCAACAUUGUGGCGGACGAGGGUCAAUCCCGAACAACAAGUCCCGCUAACAUGGAUACGACCGGGCCGAAAACCGAAAGUGGGACCCAUUCUGUCCUAGCCACGCGAAGUCGGAUGAACAGUGACAGAAAGACUGAAAAUGCGCGGGCAAUACCCUCGCGAUCAACUGUGCGAUCAACUGUGCGACCUUCUAUGACGGAUUCGGGAUUCUCAUGGAUGCUAGGCGGUGGUCGGAACCUGUCGGGCUUUGUCAGUUCAACAUCGCCGCCGCCGGAGCAGACUCGACAUCUAGACCAAAGCCGAGGGAAACCCAAUACUCUGUUCGGAUCGAAUGGAGAGGACAAUCUAGGGACCGAUUCUGAGCAUGGUCAAUUGGCGCUACACAGCCUUCGGGGCUCCCGGGACCCUCUGUCAGGGACCGGCCCACCAUAG
Penicillium vulpinum is the source of this 2178-nucleotide messenger RNA. RefSeq names its product GTPase-activating protein GYP6. Bases 1 to 2178 code for a protein of 725 amino acids. The record is from RefSeq and is a predicted model, not a curated record. The transcript is spliced from 6 exons. Gene Ontology annotation, molecular function: GTPase activator activity. Gene Ontology annotation, biological process: activation of GTPase activity. NCBI's taxonomy places the organism in Eukaryota, Fungi, Ascomycota, Eurotiomycetes, Eurotiales, Aspergillaceae.